Molecule: messenger RNA, 1422 nt
Organism: Colletotrichum orchidophilum
Lineage: Eukaryota; Fungi; Ascomycota; Sordariomycetes; Glomerellales; Glomerellaceae
Exons: 3
Coding region: 1-1422 (473 amino acids)
Molecular function (GO): hydrolase activity, acting on carbon-nitrogen (but not peptide) bonds
Source: RefSeq, a predicted model, not a curated record
AUGGUUCUUGACUCCAACAUGGCGGAUGAGCCGAAAAUGGCACCUACUACCCACGCCCUCGACUUGCUGCAGGGCCAGGCUCACGAGCACGCCACUGCCUCUCCGACCAUUCUCACUCCUGCGCCGGAUCGGAUUCCCAUCUACAAGAUCGACAUGGCCAUGCCUGCCGGAGAGCGAUUCACAAGGCUUGCCAAAGACUUUGCUCCCAAGAUAAGACGAGCGAGCCCUCUUUUUGACGAGGUGGUUGAGAUGCUCUUUGGCAAGAGCCUGGCUGGCAUUGCCAAGUUCACUUCUCGCUUCGCCCUCAGAAAGGUUUUUGACCCCGAGCAGACCAAGGAGAUCAAGUCCAUCGCUGCCGCCGCCGGUAUCCCCUCUCACCUGCUCGUGUCCCUCAACGUCUUCCUUGACAUGAUGCUUGGCUGCACCUCUGGGGCUGCCUUCGUCAAGGUCGGCUCCAAGGACCAGGCUGGUGACAAUGGCCCUGAUCGUCUGCUGCACUUUCGCACUCUUGAGUGGGGCAUGGAUAUUUUGCGUGAGCUUCUCGUCAUCAUUGAGUAUGUCGACACGAGCACCGGCUCGAACGAAGUGAUUACCAGAUCAGUCACGUAUGCUGGUUUUGUCGGCUCGCUGACUGGCGUUCGAAAGGGCCUGUCAGUCUCUCUCAACUUCCGCCCCGUUCACGAGUGUGGAACCUCUUCCCUUCUCAAGCACCAGCUCAUGGUCCUGCUUGGCUUGCGCGAGUCUAUUCCUUCUAUGCUUCGCCGUAUUCUUCUGAAUGAAAACAUUCCCACCAAAAAGCCCAAGGUCCACGACAGCAAAGUCAUUAACCCCCAUGAUAACGGCGAGAAGCUGGCUUCCAUCACUUCUAUCGCCAAGAAGCUUGCCUCUGUCCCGGCCUCUCCCUGCUACCUAACCCUCUGCGAUGGAGAGCAGGUCAUGAAUGUCCUCAAGGACCUCCACAGCGGCAAGAUCAAGACGAGCAACCUCUUCCAGAUCCAAUGCAACCACGACCCUGACCAUGACCACUGCUGUGGCCACAAAACUACCCGCCGCGACGCCAACCCCGCCCAGGCUAAGAUCAUGGGCUCUGAGGUCUGGCUCGAGGAGUCCGAAGAGCGCCAGCACGCCCUCCACGAGAAGUGGAUCGACCAUAUCCGAGCUAUCACCAGGGACGCUGAUGCCACCUGGAAGGCCAGACAGAAUGGCAUCUGCCAGGACAUUGAGAUUGAGGCCGAGGUUGACGACCCCAUUGAGAUGCCGGGUAUCGGCGAGGCCAAGCUUCGCGAGUGGGUCUCAACAUACCCUACCACCAACGAGUCCACUCACUUUAUGUGCAUCAUGGACUCUCUUACUGGUGAGAUCCGCUGGAUCUCCCGUGGCCCCGAGCCGUAUAGGAGCCACGAGGCGGGCAGCGCUGUUUAG